Messenger RNA from Blumeria graminis f. sp. triticale, 270 nucleotides. NCBI's taxonomy places the organism in Eukaryota, Fungi, Ascomycota, Leotiomycetes, Helotiales, Erysiphaceae. The record is from the annotation of a GenBank genome assembly.
AUGUUCUCGUACGUCAUGGCGCUUAUUGUGGUAUACGAAACGCAAAAUACGCAGCUGUUUUUGCAAAUAUGGUCAAAUGUGAUCAGCUUCCCCCAUGGCCUAUCACUGAACUUAGCCAUAGCUGGCACUAUUUCACAGAUAACACACAAGGCGAGCUUCAUGCUUGAUACCCGACAGUCAAGUCUGAAGUCCUUGAAACUCCACACAUCAACACACCUUGUUCUGCCGAACCUCCCAAAUCUACUUUCCCCAACACUACAGCACCCUUAA